Messenger RNA from Drosophila takahashii, 7594 nucleotides. RefSeq names its product Fatty acid synthase 2 (gene FASN2). Lineage: Eukaryota; Metazoa; Arthropoda; Insecta; Diptera; Drosophilidae. Gene Ontology annotation, molecular function: fatty acid synthase activity; phosphopantetheine binding; oxidoreductase activity. Gene Ontology annotation, biological process: fatty acid biosynthetic process. The record is from RefSeq and is a predicted model, not a curated record.
GAAUAAGUCGGAUCCAUACGUGCCCACCAAAAAGGAUAUAUAACUUCAGCAAGGACCUGCAAUCCCAGGCGAUAUCCUGGUUGAGCCCAACGGAAUACAAAAAGGAUACGCGAUCAGUGAACUCAAGUGUGAAAGGUGGCCGUUGAAAAGUGAAUUGUUACUAUACCACAAAAGCCAAUAUCGAAUAUCGAAUUAGUGUCUUUCGAAAUAUUUUUGCGUAGUUGGGUCCUCAAACAGACUGAGCCAGGACAAAGCCCCCAGAAUGCCGAGCAAGAAGAAAGCCCAUGCGGAGAAGGCGGCGGCGGGGGAAGAUGGAGAUAUUGUGAUCUCGGGACUAUCCGGUAAAUUGCCGGAGAGCAGUAACAUCGAGGAGUUCAAGUACAACCUGCUCAAUGGCAUCGAUAUGGUCACAGAUGAGCCCCGUCGCUGGGAAGCAGGCAUCUAUGGCCUCCCCGAGCGCAUGGCCAAGAUGAAGGACUCCGAUCUGGAGAAGUUCGACGACAAGUUCUUCAGCGUGCACCAGAAGCAGGCGGAGCUGAUGGACCCCUGCAUGCGGAUGCUGCUCGAGCUGACCCACGAGGCGAUCAUCGAUGCAGGGAUCAAUCCCGUCCAGCUGCGUGGCAGUCGGACGGGCGUCUACAUAGGCCUGUCCUUCGUGGAGACGGAGCACGAGAUCCCCAAUAUGGAGCCAAGCAGCAUCAAUGGCUACUGCUUGACAGGAUGUGCGCGUGCCAUGUUCGCCAAUCGGAUCUCCUACACGUUCGACUUCAAGGGACCCAGCUUCAUCGUGGACACCGCCUGCUCCAGUUCGCUGGUGGCCCUGAACCACGCCUUCGCGGACAUGCGGGCAGGUCGCUGUGACUACGCCCUGGUGGCGGGGGUGAAUCUCAUCCUGAAACCGAUCUUUGCCCUCCAGUUCCUGCGGCUGGGCAUCGUGAGCCACGACGGCUCGUGCAAGACCUUCGAUGCGGCUGCCAAUGGCUAUGCCCGGGCGGACACCUGUGCGGUGGUCCUGCUCCAGCGGAGGAAGGAUGCGAAGAGGGUCUAUGCCAGCAUCCUGAAUGUCCGCACAAAUACGGACGGGUUCAAGGAGCAGGGAGUGACCUUUCCCGAUGGUCGCAUGCAGCAGGCUCUGCUGGAGGAGACGUACAGCGAGAUCGGUCUGAAUCCCGACGAGGUGGUCUACGUGGAGGCCCACGGCAGUGGAACGCCCGUGGGCGAUGACCAGGAGGCCAACAUGCUGAGCAACUUCUUCUGCCGGAAGUCGCGAUCCAGUCCGCUGCUCAUUGGAUCCGUCAAGUCCAACAUGGGCCACGCGGAGCCCGCUUCCGGGGUGAGUGCCCUGGCCAAGAUGAUCAUCGCCAUGGAGGAGGGUGUGAUACCAAGGAAUCUGCACUACCGCACGCCGAAUCCCUCGGUGCCUGCCUUGGUGGAUGGACGUCUGAAAGUGGUGGACAGGAAUCUGCCCUGGCAGGGUGGCAUCGUGGGUCUGAACUCCUUUGGCUUUGGCGGCGCCAAUGCCCAUGUGGUGCUCAAGUCGCAUGGGAAGACGAAGGUUAAUAGGGCAGAGCAAUCCCUGCGGUUGGUCACCUGCUCCGGGCGCACGGAGGAGGCAGUGCAGCAGCUGCUCAAGGUGGCCACCGAUCAGCGGCAGGAUCAGGAGCUGCUCACCCUCAUCAACGACAUCCACUCGCAUCCCAUUCCCCUGCAUCCGUUCAGGGGCUACGCCGUCCUCGGUUCCAGUGGCGCCGUCAAGGAGGAGGUGCUGCCCUACGAGGAGGAGGAGCGACCCAUCUGGUUCGUCUACGCCGGCAUGGGCAGCCAGUGGGCCAGCAUGGCCAAGGAUCUCAUGCAGCUGGAGGUGUUCCGAAAGUCCAUAGAGCACUGUGCCGAGGUGCUGGCCAAGGUGAACUUUGAUCUUAUAGACGUACUGACGCGAUCCACGGAACGCACCUUCGACAACAUGUUGUACUCCUUCGUCUCCGUCUCCGCCGUUCAGGUGGCCCUGACGGAUCUCCUCCGCGUGCUGGACAUCCGUCCGGAUGGAAUCAUUGGCCACUCGGCCGGUGAGCUGGGAGCAGCCUACAUGGACGGCUGCCUGACGGCGGAGCAAACGGUGUUGGCUGCUUAUUGGCGCGGCAGGAGUGUCCUGGACACUCAGGAUUUGCCACGCGGAAAGAUGGCCGCCGUGGGUCUCAGCUGGGAUCGAAUCGAAUCCCACAUCCCCGAGGAUUGCUAUCCAGUGUGCCACAACAGCGAUGAUAACUGCACAGUUUCAGGACCGCCUGACUCCAUGGAUGCGAUGAUAGAGAAGCUCACGGCGGAGGGAGUCUUCGUGAGGGAAGUGGGCUCCGGUGGCUAUGCCUUCCACAGUCCGCUUAUCGAAGGAGCAGCUCCCAUGCUGCGCAGAAAUCUGGAGAAACUCAUCCCGGAGCCCAGGGAGAAGAGUCCGCUUUGGCUGAGCACCAGCGUGAAAGAAGAGGAUUGGGAAUCGGAGAAGAACCACCUGGCAUCCGCUGGUUACUUUAUCAACAACCUGAUUUCACCCGUGCUCUUCCACCAGGCCAUCAAGAAGAUCCCACAGAAUGCUCUCAUAGUGGAGAUUGCACCCCAUGGUCUCUUCCGGGCCAUCCUCCGAUCCCUGAGCCCCCAGAUCAGCUAUGUGAGUCUCAUGCAGCGCGGACAUGCCAACAACUUUGAGUUCCUGCUCAGCCAGUUGGGCAGACUCUUCGCCGCCGGUGGACAGCCACAGAUCCUGAGGAUCUCCCCACCCGUCAGCUAUCCCGUUUCCCGCGGCACUCCGAUGUUGGGUUCCCUGGUGGGCUGGGAUCACUCGCAGAAAUGGAACUACCCCAAGUUCAAGGGCGGUCGCCAGGCUGGCCAGCUGAGUGUGGAACUGGAUUUGGGCAAGGAGGAGAACGCCUAUCUGGCGGGGCACACGAUCGACGGGAGGGUCCUCUUCCCGGCCACCGGCUACAUGACCCUGGCCUGGAUGAGUCUCGCCCAGCAGCAGGGACUGGACUACCUGCGCACGCCCGUCCUCUUCGAGGAUGUCGUCUUCCAUCGGGCCACGAUCCUUGGCGUGGGCACUGCGGUGAAGCUAACACUCAACUUCUUUCCCGGCAGCAGCUCCUUCGAGAUCUGCGAGGGCAGCAGCCUGGUGGCCUCGGGCAAGAUCCGCCUGGUCACCAAUGUGCAGCAGGAGCAGCUCCAGCUGCCUUCGCUGCCCGGCAUUGCUGGCUCCAACAAGCUGGGCACCAAGGACAUCUACAAGGAGCUGCGGCUGAGGGGCUACGACUACAGCGGAGUUUUUCAGGGAAUUCUCGAGACGGAUAUUGCGGCGGUAACGGGUCGCCUGCAGUGGGCGGGCAACUGGAUCAGCUUCAUGGACACCAUGCUGCAGUUCCGCAUCCUGAGCAACGACAUCCGGGAGCUCUACGUGCCCACGGGCAUCGAGAGGGCGCUGAUCGAUCCGCUGAAGCAUCUGGAGCUGGCGAAGAAGCACCAGCAGAAGCUGACGGUCAACUGGCACCGCAACAUCUCGGUGGUCAAGAGCGGCGGAGUGGAGAUCCACAAGAUGAAAACGGCUCAGACGCAGAGAAGAUCUGGGGGUCAAGCGGCACCCAGCUUGGAGCGCUACAGGUUCUGGCCACAUUUCCAGCACCUCGGACAGCGGGAGGAUCAGCUGAAGUCGAGGAGCACAGCUAUGGCGGUGGCCAUUCAGCUGGUGAUCGAGAACAGUGGAGGAGCUGUCAAGCUCAAGGGUGUGGAACUGGCUGGAGGGCGGACCAAUUUGGAUGCCCUGCAGUUACUUCAGUUGAUUGAACGAGAACCCAUCCUGGUGGCCGACAUGGCGGUGGUCACUAGCUCCUCUUCCAGCGAAACCGAACUCAGUGAGCAGCUCAAGGAGCAUGGCAUUCGAGUGAUGGUUAAAGAUAUCUCAGUUGGGGCAGUGGAGCAGCAGUGUCAUUUUGUCUACGCCGUGGAUAUAUUAGCCAAAAACUCCCUCAAGGAUCUGCAGCACUGCUUGGAUAGCCUGAAGGAGGAGUCGGGUUUCCUGCUCCUAGAAGAAACCGCCAGCAGAUAUAAUAUAAUAGGAAAGGAGAAGCUGAGUAAACUCAAGUUGCUGCCCGUUUUGGAGCAGUUCCUCGGGGCAGAUCGAGUGCUUGUGCUGGUUAGGAAGUCUCCUAAAGGACAGUUAACCGAAUCCCUGACCCUUCAGCUGACCAACAGGCAGUUCAAGUGGGUCAACGAACUCAAGAGUUACCUAGCCAAAGCCCAGGCGGAGCAGAAGAAUCUCUACCUGGUGGCGCAGGGUGAACCCAAUUCGGGAGCUCUGGGUCUAAUGAACUGUUUGAAAAGGGAAGCCGGAGGCAACUGCCUACGCCUCUACCUCAUCCUUGAUGAGGGACUGCCUCAGUUUUCCCUGGAUGAACCCUUCUAUGCCGAUCAGUUGGCCAAGGAUCUGGCGAUCAAUGUUUAUAGGAAUGGAAACUGGGGCAGCUAUCGUCACUUGAUAAUGGAAUCCCAGGCUCCCCUGCUUCCCGUGGAGCAGGCCUAUGUGAACACCCUGGUCAAGGGUGAUCUCUCCUCGCUUCGCUGGAUAGAGAGUCCUCGGACGAGUCCUAGCCAAUCGCACCUGGAGCCCUGCACCGUCUACUAUGCUCCUCUGAAUUUCCGGGACGUAAUGCUGGCCUCGGGCAAACUGGGAGUGGAUGCUCUGCCCGGGGAUCUGGCCUACCAGGACUGCGUCCUUGGGCUGGAGUUCGCUGGUAGGGACUCUCGUGGCCGUCGCAUCAUGGCCAUGGUCACUGCUAAGUCGCUGGCCACCAACUGUUUGGCCAACAAGAAUCUUCUCUGGGAAAUUCCCGAGAAAUGGACCAUGGAGCAGGCCUCCACGGUGCCCUGUGUCUAUGCCACUGUUUACUACGCUUUGGUGGUCAGGGGUCAAAUGAAGGAGGGUGAGAAGAUCCUUAUUCACGCUGGGUCUGGGGGAGUGGGUCAGGCGGCCAUCUCGGUGGCCCUCGCCCAUGGACUCACCGUCUUCACCACCGUCGGCAGCAAGGAGAAGCGCGAGUUCCUGCUGAAGCGAUUCCCCAAGCUGCAGGCCAGGAAUAUCGGCAACUCGCGGGACACCUCCUUCGAGCAACUGGUCAUGAGUGAAACCCAGGGCAAUGGAGUGGAACUGGUGCUCAACUCGCUCUCCGAGGAGAAGCUGCAGGCCUCCAUCCGCUGCCUAGCGCUCAACGGACGCUUCCUGGAGAUCGGCAAGUUCGAUUUGAGCAAGAAUACUGCACUGGGCAUGUCGGUGUUCCUCAAGAACACCUCCUUCCACGGCAUCCUCCUCGACAGCGUGAUGGAGGGCGAGGAGGAGAUGCAGCUGAUGGUGGCCAAGCUGGUGAGCGAGGGCAUCAGGAGUGGAGCUGUCCAACCUCUACCCACCACUGUGUUUGCGGAGCAGGAGAUCGAGAAGGCCUUCCGCUUCAUGGCCUCCGGCAAGCACAUUGGCAAGGUGGUGGUCAAGGUGCGUCUGGAGGAGGAGCAGCAGGCCUCUCUGCCGCGACUCCGGCACAUCCAGGCCAUUCCGCGCUCCUACAUGCAUCCCGAGAAGAGCUACAUCCUGGUGGGUGGACUGGGAGGCUUUGGCCUGGAGCUGGCUCACUGGCUGGUCUCCCGAGGAGCCCGCUUCCUGGUCUUGAAUUCCCGCUCCGGAGUGAAGAGCGGCUACCAGGCGCUGAUGGUCCGUCGCUGGCACGAACGGGGCGUCCAGGUGCAGAUCGAUACCAAUGAUGUGACCACCGCCGUGGGCUGCCAGAAGCUGCUGGAGGUGAGCAAUAAAUUAGCACUGGUGGGGGGCAUCUUCAACCUGGCGGCGGUGCUGCGCGAUGGAUUGAUUGAGGAUCAGAGCCCAAAGAACUUUGAAAAGGUCACGGCUCCCAAGCUGCUGGCCACCCAGCAGCUGGACAAGAUCUCCCGCCAGAUCUGCCCCGCCCUGGAGUACUUUGUGUGCUUCUCCAGCUUGUCCUGCGGUCGGGGCAACGCGGGACAGGCCAACUACGGCCUGGCCAACUCCGCCAUGGAGAGGAUCUGCGAGCAGCGACAGGAGUACGGCUAUCCGGGCACCGCCAUCCAGUGGGGAGCCAUCGGGGACACGGGAUUGAUCCUGGAGAAUCUCGGCGACAACGAUACCGUGAUUGGAGGAACCCUGCCGCAGCGGAUGAACAGCUGCCUGGAGACGAUGGACCUGUUCCUGCAGCAGCCCCAUCCCGUCAUGGCCUCCAUGGUGGUGGCCGAGAAGCGCAAGACGGAGCAGGCCAACCGGCUGAGUCUGAUGGCCACCAUUGCCAACAUCAUGGGCUUGAGGGAUGUGAAGAGCGUCUCGGACAGGACGACCCUCUUUGACCUGGGCAUGGACUCGCUGAUGAGCACGGAGAUCAAGCAGACGCUGGAGCGGCACUUUGACCUGGUGCUGAGUGCCCAGGAGAUCCGCCAGCUGACCUUCAGUGCCCUAAGGCAGAUCGAUGCCCAGGAGGCAGGCUCCUCAUCCACCCAAUCCUCCUCCUCCUCCUCGGCAAAGGAGGAGCCCCGCGUGGAGGUGCAGCCACAGAGCGAUGAGACGCGCAAGGUAUUCGCCAAGGAAGUAUUACCCCAGCAGGUUGCGGUGCGCCUAAGGUCGAAGGCUCCGGUGGCCAGCGAGGAUCCGGCCGUGUUCUUCCUGGCCCCCAUCGAGGGAUUCACAAUAGCCGUGGAGGCGCUGGCCUCGUCGCUCACCUGCCCCGCCUACGGGCUGCAGUGCACCGAGCAGGUGCCCCUCGAGUCCAUCGAGGCCUGUGCCGCCUACUAUCUGCGCCAGAUCCAGCGGCUCCAGCCUUUGGGUCCCUACCACAUCGUGGGCUACUCCUACGGCUGCCUGCUCGCCCACGCCAUCGGGGUGGCGCUGGAGCAGCGUCGCCUCGGCGUCAAGGUCAUCAUGCUGGACGGAGCACCCACCAUGGCCAGCGGCUAUGUCCAGGAGGCCAAGAAGCAGACCGACGACCUCAACCGCCAGCAGUCGAUGACGCUGGCCUACUUCGGAGCCCUGCUCGCCGAUGUGGACUACAACCAGCUGCUGCAAGUUCUAGAUGGGGUAAAGUCCUGGCCCUCCAAGCUGGACAAACUGGCCGACACUCUGGCGGUUCACACGCAGCAAACCAGAGAAGUGAUCAAGAAGGCCGCCUGCAUGUUCAAACAGAAACUGCUGCUUUCCGAAAGUUACAAGGGCGCCAAGCAGCUCCACAGCGACGUGGUGCUGAUCAAGUCGGCGGAGCACAAUGCGAUCAUGGCCCAGGAUUAUGGCCUAAAGGAGAUUUGCAGUGCCCAUAUCGAUAUGCAUGUGGUGGAGGGCACUCAUCGGACUUUCCUCAAGGAGCCGCACACUCUUCAGAUCAUCGAACGCGUCCUGAGGAAGCGUCCCUAGUGGAGGACCUGUAGUUUGUAGUCCUAAUCAUUCGAUAAAUUCUUCUGUAGAUCUUAAUGUACCCCCUAACCAUUUGAAUACACGUAGCAAUCUCGCAUUGAUUGCUUAAUUAUAAUCAACUUACUUUAAUACAGACGA